AUGAUUGAGCUUUUAUCUAAUGAAGAUUUGGAUACAGAUGAAGCUCAAGAGAUAAUUAAUAAGAUUAACAAAUCUAAGGCAUUUUUAGAAGAUUUAAAAGAAAAAUGUAUGAAAGAUUUGAAAAAUCUACAAAGUCAACAACAACGAUUGGCAAAGAAAGAAAAAGUUAAUACUGAAUUGAAGGUUGAAGAUAACAAUAAAAACAAAUUAAACAACAAAACUGUCGAGAAUAAAGAUACAAUGGCUAAAAGUAAUUCCAUUGAUGAUUUAUCAGAUAUUGAAGAUGUUGUAAAUCUAAUGUCACUAAGAGAUGACAGAGGAGAUUAUUAUGAAUUUAUCACCAACAAUGGUGAAAGUCAUAAAUUUUAUUACGAAAAUAAAUCAGCAAAACUUGAUUUUGGAUUGAACGAAAUUAAAGACUUUCCUAAUUGGAUUAAUAUGGUCAAAAGAUUUCCAAAGAAAUGGAACUUUGAUAACAUCACUAAAUGUAAUUCAGCUGAUGAUAUUCCAUUAGUAGAACAUAAAAUCAAUACCAUGAUUAUUCAAGAAUCUUUAGGAAAUGCCUUUAACAGAUGGAAAAACAAUGAUAUGAUUACUGCGUUUGAAAUGUUACAAGAAUUAAAGGAAGCUUGUAUUGAUAAUUAUCCUAGAGAAGUUAAAGACAAAAUGUGGAAAAGAAUUCACAUUGAUAAAUUCUGCUCAGAUACAAAUGAGUUGAAAAAAAGUACCGUGAAGAAAGUGGAAAGAUACUCAACCACAAAUGAGUGCAUUGACAAUAAUAUUAAAUCUACUCUGGAUAAUCAACUAGAUAUGAUGGUUGAUAUUAAAUUAGCUAGUUUAAAUAUUGAUGACAAAGAAAAUAUGUCACCAACAGGAUAUAUUGAGCAUAUUGUUGCUACCAUAAAGAGUAUCAAAAAAAAAAUGGCAUACUUCCAGGAUAGACUAGGCAACGUAAUCAAUGAAAUUCAUAUUUGCAUUUUGCCAAAAACUGUCCAAAUACUCUUAAGCAAUAUGAACAAUAAUAGGGAAAAUAAUGAAGAAUAUAAAGGUAAACUGCCCAUAAAAUAUCAAAAAUCUCAUAAUAAAUGUGCACAGGCGAAUAAGAGAACGGUACAACAAAUCAAUUUGUAA
This is a messenger RNA of Henningerozyma blattae CBS 6284, 1131 nucleotides long. RefSeq lists its product as uncharacterized. NCBI's taxonomy places the organism in Eukaryota, Fungi, Ascomycota, Saccharomycetes, Saccharomycetales, Saccharomycetaceae. The record is from RefSeq and is a predicted model, not a curated record. The transcript has a single exon. Bases 1 to 1131 code for a protein of 376 amino acids.